Messenger RNA from Durio zibethinus, 1191 nucleotides. Its product is annotated as short chain aldehyde dehydrogenase 1-like. Lineage: Eukaryota; Viridiplantae; Streptophyta; Magnoliopsida; Malvales; Malvaceae. Gene Ontology annotation, molecular function: oxidoreductase activity, acting on the CH-OH group of donors, NAD or NADP as acceptor. The record is from RefSeq and is a predicted model, not a curated record.
UUGGGUCAGACACAGAAUUCAACCUUUCUGUGAUCUAGUACUCCAUACUUUACAUUUAUAUGGUGUUCAGAUUAAUUGUUUUAUCUGUCUUCUAUAAGAGCACAAGGAACCUGCUAUAAUUUAGAAUUAAAUCUUCAAGAAUUAAUCUUCAUUGCAGCAGUGAUUUCUCAUCGAUUUGAAGGAAAGAUGAGCGCCAGUUCUUCAGAGGCUUCGAACAUAAGAAGGCUAGAAGGUAAGGUGGCAUUGAUAACUGGAGGUGCUAGUGGCAUAGGUGAGAGCACAGCAAGGCUUUUUGUCCAGCAUGGUGCAAAGGUCCUCAUUGCAGACAUCCAAGAUGAUCUCGGACAAGCUAUUUGUCAAGAGCUUGGAGAAGAAAACAUCACAUAUGUUCACUGUGAUGUUACAUUGGACUCAGACGUCGGAAGUGCAGUUGAUUUAGCUGUCUCCAAGUAUGGAAAGCUUGAUAUCAUGUUCAACAACGCUGGUACAACCAGCCCUGACAAGAAUAUAGUUUCUUCAGAUGAUGAGAGAUUCAAGAAGGUUCUUGAUGUCAAUGUGUUUGGAGGGUACUUGGGUGCCAAACACGCUGCCAAGGUGAUGAUUCCAGCCAAGAAAGGAUGCAUUCUCUUCACUUCAAGCGUAUUCUCAGUCAUAGCUGGCACUGAUGCCGGACAUGCCUAUGUGACAUCAAAGCAUGCACUUGUGGGGUUGGCUAAGAAUCUGUGUGUGGAGUUGGGACAGUAUGGAAUAAGAGUAAAUUGCAUUUCGCCACACGGAGUGGCGACUCCACUGCUAAGAAGACCGUUCGGCAUGAUGGCGAAGGAGAAAUUGGAGGAGGUGGUUUCCAUGGGGGCAAACUUGAAGGGGACGGUGUUGGAACCAGAAGAUGUGGCUCAAGCUGCUCUUUAUUUAGCAAGUGAUGAAUCCAAGUACGUAAGUGGACUCAAUCUGGUCAUUGAUGGAGGCUACAGCACCACCAAUCCCACAAUGUCAACGGUUAUCAAGAGCCUGUUUUCUUAAUUUACGGAACAACGUUCACAAUACAUAAUAGCAUAAUGUAUUGUCAUUUUAAGCCAGAUUGCUAUAAUUUGUACUAAAUAAAAAAAAUGAAUAUUAUGUCAUUUUAGAAGUGCAUUUUUAUUCAAUUAAUGUAUUCAUCAUUUAGUAUGAAUUUGUGUGAAUUUGUCUUGU